This is a messenger RNA of Ogataea parapolymorpha DL-1, 1008 nucleotides long. Its product is annotated as DNA repair helicase RAD25. The record is from RefSeq and is a predicted model, not a curated record. The transcript has a single exon. Gene Ontology annotation, molecular function: 3'-5' DNA helicase activity. The coding region runs from base 1 to 1008 and encodes 335 amino acids. Gene Ontology annotation, biological process: transcription initiation at RNA polymerase II promoter; nucleotide-excision repair. Gene Ontology annotation, cellular component: transcription preinitiation complex; transcription factor TFIIH holo complex; nucleotide-excision repair factor 3 complex. Lineage: Eukaryota; Fungi; Ascomycota; Pichiomycetes; Pichiales; Pichiaceae.
AUGGCAACGGAGUCUGAGAUAUACGACGAGGACGAUAUAUUUGAUUCGGAUGACUCGUACUCGUCUGGCUCAGACUAUGAGUUGAGUAAACAAGCUGUGCGGUCGAAGAAGAGGAAUUUGCAAUUGGAACAGAAGGCAAAUGACGCUAAGGAGGCAAUACGCAACAUUGAGAAGACGGCGAAGGACACGAAAUUCGACGACUCUGAACUUGUGACUAUCUCCAUGGCGCGGCCGCCAGACUUUAUGCCCGAUUCCGUCUCUGCUGUCUUUGGAAAGGCAGAUUUUUCGUACUUGAAAUUGAAACCAGAUCAUGCGGCCAGACCUAUAUGGAUCAGCCCGCUCGACGGCAAAAUCUUCCUGGAAGGGCUAUCACCUCUUUCAGAACAGGCGCAGGAUUUCUUGGUGACCAUUGCAGAGCCUGUGAGUCGUCCAAGUUUCAUCCACGAAUACAGAAUCACCACACAUUCGCUGUAUGCGGCAGUUUCUGUUGGACUUGAGACAGACGAUAUUAUUUCUGUUUUGAGCCGACUCUCAAAGGUGCCGUUGGCGUCAUCUGUUGUCAACUUUAUCAAGCAGGCCACGGUUUCGUACGGUAAGGUGAAGCUGGUUUUGAAGCACAACAGGUACUUUGUGGAAAGUCCACAGGCUGAUAUUUUGCAGAUGCUUCUGAAAGAUGAGGUGAUUGGAAAAUUGCGGAUCCAGAGUAGCGAGACGACGGUGACGAUGAGUGACGGUUUAGUGAUCACCAAGCCCGCGCAAAAGGGCGACUUGGUGAUCCCAGGAACAGAGGAAAGCAAGAAACGAGAACAGGAAAAAAAGGACAAACAAAUCAAGACAGAAGAGCAGCCGCUUGCAGCCGACAACGGUGCCCAGGAUGAAAAUUUAGAAAACAUAUUUGCCACAGUGAUUGGCGACGCAGGCGAAGAAGAGGACGACGAUACGGUGCACUCGUUUGAGAUUGCGCAUGAAUCUGUUGAAAUUGUAAAAAAAACGGUGUCAGGAGAUUGA